GUUUGUAAUUUUGACUUGUGGACAAUAAAAUAAACAAAUAAAUAGGAAAAAAGAAAAAGGGGGGAGAGAGAGAGAGGGAGGGAAAGAAAUGGAAGAAGAGGGAGUAGGGUUAGUAUUAGCAAGAGCUACGGAGCUGAGAUUGAAAAUCAGCAGUUGCAUCCAAAAGGCCACCGCCAGCAAGCCUGUUUCUCCAAAACAACAAAGCCCACAAAAAGAAGAAGAGGAACAAACGGAUAAAAAAGGUAACUUUAAUGGAGACGAAAUCCCUAAUUCUCAUCAAAGACUCAAUGAAGCAGUGGAAGAAGAAGGAGAAGAAGAGGAGGAAAAAGAAGAAGAAGAAGAAGAUGGAGAAACUGAGAGGCUCUUGAACAUUCGAGAUGCCCUUGAAUCCCUUGAAGCCCAGCUCGUUGCUCUACAGAAUCUGCAACAUCAGCAACGGUAUGAAAAGGAAGUUGCCCUUGCUGAGAUUGAUUGUAGCCGGACAAUGCUCUUGGAGAAGCUCAAAGAAUAUCAAGGGAAGGACUUGGAAGUGAUUCUCGAGGCUUCUGCUUUUGUUAGUGAAACAGUGGAGAACAACAAUGAUCUCCUCCUUCCUCCAUAUCCAAGUCGCCCCCCACAAUCAUUGGUUUUGGAUAAUGGUUAUUUGUCACACUUACAGUCAACAUACAAGUCUUUGACAAAUGGGGUUUCCAUUGGUGACCCAACAAAUGAAGCAAAGAAGAACCUUAACAGAAAUGAGGAGAACAGAAAGCAAGACGAUUCUAAAAACUCAAGGAAAGGGUUGGGCUGCUUCAUAAGUUCAGCAGUGAAGACAGUGCUUCCCCUGGUUGGUGUAAUAUACAUAUUAAGCUUGUCCAAUUUUGUGCCAAACCUUGGGAAAGGUACUCCUCUCAAGUUCUUGGGCAUGCUUCAGCAACGUGCAACUGAAGAGAAGAAUUCCACUGUUCAAUGUCCACCUGGGAAAGUCCUGGUGAUGGAGGAUGGGGAAGCUAGAUGCAUGGUGAAAGAGAGGAUUGAAGUACCAUUUGAAUCAAUUGUUGCAAAGCCAGAUGUAAACUAUGGGUGCGGUCUACAUGCCUAUACUGUCUUAACUCUUACUGCUCCAUACUGUCCAAACUCCAAGCAUCUUCUUCAAUUCCUAGAGAUGAAUCCCAUGACAAUCACCACUUCAGCUUCGAAAGCUACUACCAUUCGUUUCUCUGAUGCUGGCAUCAGCAUGCGCGAUGGAAGGUGUAUUCCCAACAUCUGUUUGACUGCAAACUAUGGGUCAAAACUCAUGCAUCAUCACUACCUGGAGUUGUCAUGGGUCAAGAGAAAUGGAUCAUGGCCGGAUCUUGUUUGUAAAACUCCAAAAUCAAUCAGAAGUGUGAAAAGAGAUGGAGGAUUCAAAGUGAGGGCAUUUACUGAAGAACAAGAAGCUUUGGUUGUCAAAUCAUGGAAUUCGAUGAAGAAAAAUGCUGGUGAACUUGGUCUUAAAUUCUUCUUGAGGAUUUUUGAGAUUGCCCCUUCUGCUAAGAAGCUGUUCAAAUUUUUGAGGGAUUCAGAUAUCCCUCUGGAGCAAAACCCAAAACUAAAACCCCAUGCCAUGACUGUCUUUGUUAUGACCUGUGAAUCAGCUGUCCAACUUCGAAAGGCAGGCAAAGUUACAGUGAGAGAAUCCAAUCUGAAAGAUUUAGGUGCCACCCAUUUCAAGUAUGGUGUUGUUGAUGAACAUUUUGAGGUCACAAAAUUUGCAUUGUUGGAGACAAUUAAGGAAGCAGUACCAGAAAUGUGGUCAACAGAAAUGAAGAAUGCUUGGGGAGAAGCCUAUGAUCAGCUGGCUGCUGCUAUUAAAAAUGAAAUGAAUCCUCCUCCUUAAGUUCCUUGUAUAGAAGAGAUUCCUUGAGAGAUGUUUAGUUUGGAAAUGUCUUGUACUCUGGUCCUUUGAAUUCAAAUAAAAUUUUGUAUGUUAUUGUU
This is a messenger RNA of Theobroma cacao (cacao), 1956 nucleotides long. Lineage: Eukaryota; Viridiplantae; Streptophyta; Magnoliopsida; Malvales; Malvaceae. The record is from RefSeq and is a predicted model, not a curated record.